Molecule: messenger RNA, 858 nt
Organism: Chlamydomonas reinhardtii
Lineage: Eukaryota; Viridiplantae; Chlorophyta; Chlorophyceae; Chlamydomonadales; Chlamydomonadaceae
Exons: 7
Coding region: 301-825 (174 amino acids)
Source: RefSeq, a predicted model, not a curated record
CUCAACAGUCAUCGUGUCAGCUCCAGGGCUCGGUGCUCGAUUCCGGGUGUCAAUGGGAGUUCCGCGUCGACGCAGGUCCGUGAAACCGAUGGGAGACUGGGAGCGGGAGAGGCCGACGCCCCGUGCGCUUUGACCAAGUCACACACUUUUACAAGUUGACAUUCAACAUUCAUACUUCAUCUAAGUUUGUGUUCUUGUACCGGUUCCGUGUUCCAGGCUGUAAUGGCACACAUGCCGCAGUCUUGGUAGAAUGAUGGCGCGAGUCUUGGUAGAAUGAUGCUAUAGCCACGGGACGAUGACAUGAUACCUAUGUUACCGCUGCACGAACGCGCGGUGCACAUCUUCUUCUUGCGGAGGCUUGCACAAGAGAGGGUGCCGGGCCUAAGCAAAGGCGAGACGUAUGGCGACUUGCUUACUGCGGAGGUGGUGCGGCUGUACAUCCGCCCAGCGACGGCGCAGGUCAAAACCUGCUAUGCGGAGGCGCUCGUGACCGGGCAGGUGCCGCCCAAGCACCUGUUCCCAUGGUGCACGAGCGCCACCGUCGUGGACCUGGACGGUGUGUCACAACAGGCGUUCGGUUCCACGGUGUAUUUUUCAUCCCACGCCUGGAACUGCCGCUUCUCAGCGCUGGUGGGGCUGUUGGACCAGCACUACUCCUCGCUGUCGGGCUCAAAAUGCGGAGCGCGUUUCCUGCCCGUGUACUACUGGCUGGACAUCUUCGCGGUGACGCAGCACUUCGAGGGAAACUUCAAGGACCACCCUGACGCCGACUUUCGAGGCGUUAUCCGGACUGCUAAGUCGGUGCUAUUCACCAUGAUCCCGUGAGUUGAAACGUGGCAAGGGAUAUAGUACUUGCCC